Platichthys flesus (European flounder) is the source of this 15093-nucleotide messenger RNA. It is a transcript of the gene herc2, whose product is annotated as HECT and RLD domain containing E3 ubiquitin protein ligase 2. Gene Ontology annotation, biological process: protein ubiquitination. NCBI's taxonomy places the organism in Eukaryota, Metazoa, Chordata, Actinopteri, Pleuronectiformes, Pleuronectidae. The record is from RefSeq and is a predicted model, not a curated record. Gene Ontology annotation, molecular function: zinc ion binding; ubiquitin-protein transferase activity; protein binding.
GCGUUCAAUCCUCCAGCUACGACUACGUAAAUUGUUCCCAUGCCUCGUGCCUCAGUGGAGCUGUCAAUCACAGCCAUGAUGAAGGAGUGAUGCAGCAGAGCAGCAGAGGGGACGAGCGGAGCCCGAGCAGAGACUGCAGGCUGGCUGCGUUUGCAGCCAGGAGAGGGGAGGGGAAGAUGCCUUCUCCAUCUUUUAGCCUUGAUGCUCAGAUGAGAUUUCAUGAUAAAUGGCUGAAGAUAGACUUACAGCGGGCGUUUUCUCCGGAGGGACUAAGUGAGAUGUGGAAUGAAAUGGUAAAAGAUGAGGAGAUAACAUUCAACGGAGAAGAAUCAGCUCACCCAGAAGAUUGCGACUGCUUUGGAACUCAGAAGAAGGAUGAACCCAACGACAAAGAAAAGAAAGAAGAGGAGGAGACGGCAGCAUCUGUCCAUCACUCCAUCAUUGAGUCCUGGGACUGGGGACGGCAACCAGAUGAGAUUGAAUUGAAGGACUGUCUGAUGGUCCUGGUUGACGAUCAACAGAAGCUCUCAGCUCUAAUGGCCAAAAGCACUCUUUCUGCCCAACGCCUGCGCCAGCGCCUGGUCAUACUGGAGCGCUACCUCAUCUCUCUAAGCCACAGCAUGAUGGAGGAGAAAUAUGAGGUCCGCUGGAAGACGGCCCCCAGCCCACAACUGCCUGCUGCUGACAAUAAGAGCCCUCGUCCAGUCAGUAAGGGCGUUGAAGGUUUGGCCAGAGUCGGCUCCAGGGCAGCUCUCUCUUUUGCCUUUGCCUUCCUGCGUCGGGCCUGGAGAUCAGGAGAUGAUGCAGAUCUUUGCAGUGAGCUUCUCCAGGAGUCUCUGGAUGCCCUGCGAGCGCUGCCAGAGGCCACACUGUUUGAUGAGGGAACUGUGUCAUCAGUGUGGCUGGAGGUUGUUGAGAGAGCCACCAAAUUCCUCAGUGACGUACAUGGAAGUGCCGCCACCAAAGGCAACAUUCCUCUACAGGACCAGCACCUAGUCCUGGCCAUCCUGCUGGAGCUGGCUGUGCAGAGGGGCACUCUCAGUCAGCUGUUGUCUGCUGUUCUGUUACUGCUGCGUCUAUGGGAAAGUGGCACAAGAGAGAUGGACAACGAGCGCUCCACCCAGGGAACCAGCGCUCCUCUACUACCCCUCCUGCAGCGCUUUCAGAACAUACACACCAGCAAGGAAGAGCCCAUUCCUGAAGAGGAAGCUGAGAUCCUGACAGCACCUUUGAGUCCAAAUGAGAGUUUCCUGCGCUACUUGACCUUGCCUCAGGACAACGACUUAGCCAUUGACCUUCGCCAAACAGCUGUUGUGAUCAUGGCCCACCUGGAUCGCUUGGCUUCUCCUUGCAGCCCUCCACAGUGCAACUCUCCCACGUCACACAAGGGAUCCUUACAGGAGGUGAUUUCAUGGGGCCUGCUGGGGUGGAAGCUUUAUCCAAAUCUCAGUGGACCCAUUCAGUGCAAAGCCCUGUCCAGCUUCGGAGUCACACAAAUUGUCUGUUCAGAGAAGGGCUUUCUCAUCCUGUCGCGAAGCAGUGCUGUCUACACUCAGAACUACAAGAGCACAACCCUGGCUCCUAUUCUGAUGCACUUUCUGAGCUCCAGAAAGAUUGUGAAGCUCGCAGCUCAUCCUGACGGGCAGCACUACUUGGCCCUGUCGGCCAACGGGGAGGUGUUCUCCUGGGGCUGCGGUGAUGGUGGCCGCCUUGGACAUGGAGACACAACGUAUCUUGAAGAGCCUGCAGUGAUCAUAGCCUUCAAUGGGAAACAGACAGGAAAGCACGUGGUACAUAUCGCUUGCGGAAGCACAUACAGCGCUGCUGUCACGGCUGAUGGCGAGCUCUACACGUGGGGCAGAGGGAACUAUGGUCGACUGGGCCAUGGCUCUAGCGAGGAUCAGACUACGCCCAUGCUGGUGACAGCACUGAAGGGACUGAAGGUGAUGGACGUGGCAUGUGGAAGUGGUGAUGCACAAACACUUGCUGUGACAGAAAAUGGUCAGGUUUGGUCCUGGGGAGAUGGAGAUUACGGCAAACUGGGCCGCGGUGGCAGUGACGGCUGCAAGACGCCCAAACUUGUGGAGAAGCUUCAGGACCUGGACAUAGUGAAGGUGUGCUGCGGCAGCCAGUUUUCAGUGGCCCUCACCAAAGAUGGCCAAGUGUACACCUGGGGAAAAGGAGACAAUCAACGACUCGGUCAUGGCUCGGAUGAGCACGUCCGCUACCCAAAGUUACUCGACAGUUUAGAGGGGAAGAAAGUUGUGGAUAUUGCUGUGGGAUCCACCCACUGCUUAGCCCUGACAGACGAUGGAGAGGUGCACAGUUGGGGCAGCAACGAUAAACUUCAGCACUUUGAUACACUCUUUUCUAACAAGAAGCAGCCCAAGGCCUUGCCAGGGCUCAACUCCAAACAAAUUGUGGGGAUCUCCUGUGGCCCAGGACAGAGCUUUGCCUGGUCCUCAUGCUCAGAGUGGUCGGUUGGGCAGCGUGUGCCCUUCGUAGUGGACGUAUGUCCCAUGUCUUUUGAGCAGCUGGACCUGCUCCUGAGGCAGGUCAGCGAGGGAAUGGAUGGUAGCUCAGACUGGCCUCCCCCGCAGGAGAAGGAGUGUAUGGUAGUAGCCACGCUCAACCUGCUCAGGCUCCAGCUCCAUGCCGCAAUAAGUAACCAGGUAAAUCCAGAGGAGUUGGGAUUAGGGCUUGGCAGUGUGCUGCUUAACAACCUGAAACAAACAGUGGUAGUAUUAGCUAGCAAUGCUGGGGUGCUCAAUACAGUGCAAGCCGCUGCCCAGGCUGUCCUCCAAAGUGGCUGGUCAGUGCUGCUGCCCACUGCGGAGGAAAGAGCGAGGGCAUUAUCCUCACUUCUGCCUAAUGCUGCAUCUGGAAAUGAGAUGAGUGUGAGUGCGGGUCGUCGCUUCAUGAUCGACCUGCUGGUCAGCAGCUUAAUGGCUGAUGGAGGGUUGGAAUCUGCACUGAAUGCAGCCAUCACUGCUGAGAUACAGGAUAUUGAAGCCAAGAAGGAGGCUCAGAAAGAGAAGGAGAUCGAUGAGCAGGAGGCCAAUGCCUCCACCAUGCACCGUUGUCGUACCAUGCUGGACAAAGACCUCAUCAACACCGGCAUCUACGAGUCAGCAGGGAAACAAAGCCUGCCUCUUGUGCAACUUGUACAGCAGCUGUUGAGGAACAUUGCUUCCCAGACCAUCGCAAGGUUGAAGGAUGUUGCUUGCCGCAUAUCCAACUAUUUAGAGGCAGAGCAUGUCAGCAAGGAACGCUCUGCAUCUCUCGACCUGCUGCUGCGCUUCCAGAGGCUGCUUGUUAGCAAACUCUACCUGGGAGUCAGUGGCACAGAGAAUGUGAAUGGAUACAAUCCAGAGCUUCUCGGUGUUGGUUCCCUGUUAAAGAAAUACAUAGCUCUUUUAUGUACGCACAUUGGAGACAUCCUCCCAGUGGCGACAAGUAUUGCUUCUACUGGUCGCCGCCAUUUUGCUGAGGUCUCUCGUGUUAUUGAAGGAGAUCUAACUGGAGUCCUUCUGCCUGAGUUGGUGGUGUCCAUUGUCCUCCUCCUCACCAUUGAUGCAGGUCUGAUGCAGGAGACUGGUUCUAUCCCUCUCCUUGCUGGACUCCUUGAGCACCUCGACCGUUUCAAUCACCUGGCUCCAGGCCAUGAGAGGGACGAUAAUGAGGAUCUGGCAUGGCCGGGCAUUAUGGGGUCCUUCUUCACAGGUCAAAGUUCCAAGAACAAUGAAGAAGUUUCUCUCAUUCGCAAGGCUGACCUGGAGAAUCACAACAAAGACGGUGGUUUCUGGACAGUAAUAGAUGGAAAGGUCUAUGACAUCAAGGACUUCCAGGCUCAGUCCCAGUCGUUAACAGGAAACAGUAUCCUGGCUCAGUUUGCAGGAGAGGACCCUGUGGUUGCUCUGGAAGCUGCUCUGCAGUUUGAAGACACCAGAGAGUCAAUGCAGGCCUUUUGUGUUGGCCAGUAUAUGGAGCCUAACCAGGAGACGGUCACCACUCCAGACCUCAGCAGUCUGUCCUCCCCUCUUAUUGACACAGAGAGGAACCUGGGACUGCUACUGGGACUCCACGCCUCCUACCUGGCCAAGAGCACUCCCCUGUCCCCCAUUGAGCUUGAAUGUGCCAAAUGGCUCCAGUCAUCCAUUUUCUCUGGGGGUCUUCAAACCAGUCAGAUCCACUAUAACUACAAUGAAGAGAAGGAGGAAGACCACUGCACCUCCCUCGGAACAACCACUCCAGACAAAGCCAAACUCUACUCCCGAAGAAUAACCCUCAGUGACCAUGCGCAGCCUUUCCUGCAGGCCAUCGCUGACAACACCACUCAGGACCACACUGUGAAGGACUUCCUAUGCCAAAUUGAACGUUGCUGUAAGCAGUACCAUCUUAUUACACCCAUCACCUUCCCCCUGGAACACCCUGUGGAGGAAGUUGGCCGCCUGCUACUCUGCUGCCUGCUCAAACAUCAAGACCUCGGUCACAUUGCUCUUUCACUUGUUAGUCAAUGUGCCUUGGGAGUGGACCAAGGGAAGCAGAGGUCCCUCCCUAAAUCUGUGAUUGAUGUGUGCCGCAUGGUCUACCAGGCAAAGUGUUCUUUAAUCAAGACCCAUCAGGAGCAAGGACGCUCAUACAAAGAGGUGUGUGCCCCUGUCAUUGAGCGUCUGCGAUUCCUCUUUAAUGAGCUGCGUCCAGCCGUAAGCAGCGACCUGUCCAUAGUGUCCAAACUUAAGCAGCUGAGCUCUCAGCCCCGCUGGAGGAGGAUCACCCAGAAACUAAUCAGGGACCGAAGGAAAAAAAGAGUGCCUAAGAAGUCAGAGUCUGCUGACAUUGAAGAGCCAAAGCUUGAACAUGAAGGGACCAAUGAAGAAGAACUUGAUGUCAACAUCAGCCCCACAACUGCGGACAGAAAAUCACCCGCCAGCAAGACAUCCAAGCAAGACAAAUGGCAGCCGAUUUUAAACACCGUGGCCCAUGUCAAGAAGUACCGGUGGCUGAAACACAGUGUUGUCGGGGUCUUCUCCAAGUCCAGCCUUAUGUCAACAAUAGUGGAGUUUGUACUGAAAGAAGAGCCUCUGGAUGUAGAAAAGAUGAGGAAGUGCCUUCUGAAACAGCUGGAGAGGGCUGAGGUCAGGCUUGAGGGCAUCGACACCAUGCUGAAGUUGGCCUCCAAAAGCUUUCUGCUGCCAUCGGUGCAAUAUGCAAUGCUCUGUGGUUGGCAGAGGGUCAUACCAGAAGGGACCAACAUUGGAGAGGCCCUGUCUGACUGCCUGAAGGACGUGGAUCUGAUCCCUCCCUUCAACCGCAUGCUUUUGGAGGUGACCUUUGGCAAGUUGUAUUCCUGGGCCAUUCACAACGUUCGCAACGUCCUGCUUGAGGCAAGCGCCCGUUUCAAAGAGCUCGGUGUGCAGCCUGUUCCUCUCCAGACCAUCACCAAUGAAAACCCAGCGGGACCAAGUCUCGGCACCAUUCCACAAGCCCGCUUUCUUCUGUCCAUGAUACACAUGCUUUCGCUCAAACACGGCUCCAACAGCCUCAGUCUCUUGCUAAAUUCUGGCAUACUUGCUCUCACCCAGAGCAUCCUCAGGCUCAUAGGACCCAGCACAGACAGCAGUGAGGACGAUCUGAGUAUAUGUGCACACGGAGGCUCUGCCACAGUACUGGAGGAGUCCAGAAAGGAGGCUACUCCUGCCCCUCUUCCUGCCUCUGGACCAGAGCUGGCUGCCAUGAUGAAGAUAGGCACCAGGGUCAUGAGGGGAGUGGACUGGAAAUGGGGAGACCAGGACGGUCCAGCACCAGGUCUGGGCAGGGUCAUCGGAGAGCUGGGUGAAGAUGGCUGGAUCAGGGUCCAGUGGGACACAAGCAGCACCAACUCCUACAGAAUGGGCAAAGAGGGCAAGUAUGAUCUUAAACUGGCAGAGCCCCCACCUGCUGCCCAGCCCCCCACCGAGGACUCCGAUACAGAGGAUGACACAGAAGGGGAACUGAUGGAGAAGAGCAGCCACCCGACAGCAAUGAUGCUGACCAGCACUGUCAACCUGCUGAAGUCACUGUCUCUUUCAGCUGGGAUCUAUGCAGAGGUGCUGCAGACAGAUGCUACACGCACCCUGUGUGGGCUGCUGAGGAUGCUUGUGGAAAGUGGAGCUAGUGACAAGUCAGGCUGUCACUCCCACAGGUUGGUGUCUCGGGAGCAGCACAGAAGCUGGUGCACACUGGGCUUUAUACGCAGCAUUGCUGUCAUGCCCCAGAUUUGCAGCACGCUCAGCACCUCUGCAUGGAUCAACCUGCUCAUCCGAAUCGUUGAGGGACACCAGUCCUUCAAUGCCGUUACUCUGCAGAGACAGAUCCUGGCACUACGUCUCCUUCAGGCAGUCCUGCCCUCAUGGGACAAGAUGGAGCGCUCUCAGGACAUGAAGUUCCUGGUGGAGAAGUUGUUCACAUUCUUGGGAACUUUACUGAGCACCUGCUCGUCAGACCUGCCACUUCUCAGAGAAGGUUCCCUGCGAAGGAGGAAAUCCCGCCCUCAGGCAUCUCUUACAGCCACUCACAGCAGUACCCUGGCUGAGGAGAUUGUAGCUGUGCUGCGUACGCUGCACUCUCUAGGCCAGUGGACCAGUCUGAUCAAUGAUUACAUCAACGCUCAGCUCAGUGCCAUCGGAGAUGUUAUAGCAGGAUGCCAAUCUGAGGCAUGUUUCCUAGAGGAAUAUUUUCCUGGUUCGGAGGGUCCCAGAGUGGGCAGUCUGAUGGCUGUGCUGUCAGUGAUUGGAGGAAUUGAUGGCCGCCUCAGGCUUGGCGGCCAGGUCAUUCAUGAGGAGUACGGAGAAGGAACAGUCACACGCAUCACCCCUAAAGGACGAAUCACUGUGCAGUUUCAUGAGAUGAGGACCUGUAGGGUUUGCUUGCUCAGUCAUCUCAGACCGCUACAUGCAGUAUCCUUCAGUGUGCAGAACCUGCCCUUCACUGAGCCCAUGUUGGCAGUCUGGGCUCAGCUGGUCAGCCUGGCUGGAAGCAAACUGGAGAAACAGCGCAUGAAGAAAACCCUUGGCCGAGGACUGACAGCUGACCAGGUGGACAUCCACUUACUACGCUGUCAGCAGCUGAGGCUGUAUAUAUUGAAAGCAGCGCGGGCCCUGCUCUCUCAUCAGGACAAACUUAGACAGAUCCUGUCUCAGCCGGCAGUCCUGGACAUUGGACCCAACCCCAGUGAGGAUCCAGUGGUGUUAUCUCCUGAUAUGGGAGACUUGUCUCCUGAGGGUCCACUGCCUCCACUGAUCCUCCUGCAGCAGCUCCUGUCCGCUGCCACUCAGCCCUCACCGAUGAAAGCCAUUUUUGACAGACAAGAGAUGGAGGCAGCGGCUCUGGCAGUGUGUCAGUACCUGGCUGUGGAAUCAGCACACCCAUCUUCUCCCCUGUUCGAAGAGAGCAGCUCCAGUGAGGCCACCACACCUGUCACCAUACAACAUGUCAGACCACCUAAACAGAAGAAACAGAAGACGUCCCCUGUCCCUCCAUUACCCUUAGUCCUCCAGCUCAUGGAAAUGGGGUUUCCGCGCAAGAAUAUUGAGUUUGCAUUGAAGUCUCUGUCUGGAACUACCAGCAGUACCUCUGGUGCUCCAGGUGUGGAGGCUCUGGUAAGCUGGCUGCUGGACCAUCCGGACGUUCAUGUCACUGAGCUGUCAGAUGCCGACACUGUGUCAGAUGAAUACUCUGAUGAGGAGGUGCUCGAGGAGCUGGAGGAGGCUGAGCCGACAUUCUCUGUGCCAUCAGGUGCAGUGGUGACUGAAAGCCAGACGUUUAAGAAGAGAUCAGAUUUCCAAAGCAAUGAUGAUUAUGCUGUGUAUAUCAGAGAAAACAUUCAGGUGGGGAUGAUGGUGAAGUGCUGCCGAACGUAUGAGGAAGUGUAUGAUGGAGAUGUGGGGAAAGUGAUUAAACUGGACCGAGAUGGACUCCAUGAUUUAAACGUGCAGUGUGACUGGCAACAGAAAGGAGGAACGUACUGGGUCCGCUACAUCCACAUCGAGCUACUUGGAUUCCCACCACAAACUUCUCCAUCCCAUAUAAAAAUCGGUGACAAAGUGAGGGUGAAACCCACAGUCACAACGCCAAAGUACAAAUGGGGCUCUGUCACUCAUAGGAGUGUGGGAGUGGUGAAAGCUUUCAGUGCCAAUGGAAAGGAUGUAAUAGUAGACUUCUCUCAGCAGUCCCACUGGACUGGCUUGUUGUCUGAGAUGGAGCUUGUGCCCAGUGUUCACCCGGGAGUGAGGUGUGAUGGCUGUCAGAUGUUCCCAAUAAAUGGUGCCAGGUUCAAAUGUAGGAGCUGUGACGACUUUGACUUCUGUGAAAACUGCUUCAAGACGCGCAAACAUAACACCAGACAUUCCUUUGGCAGAAUCAACGAGCCUGGCCAGUCUCCUUCAUUCUGCGGCCGCUCAGGAAAACAGCUCAAGAAGCAUCACAGCAGCCAGCGCGGGAUGCUGAUUGACGAUUGGUCUCGUGCCGUCAAGACCCUCAGCGUCUCCUCCUCGGUUAACCAGGCCUCACGGCUCAUUGACUGCAGUGAUCAGUGUUGGCAGUCCUCCGGCUCACAGGGAAAGCACUGGAUUCGUCUGGAGCUUUUCCCUGACGUACUUGUACACAGGCUGAAGAUGACUGUGGACCCCGCAGACAGCAGCUACAUGCCGUCACUAGUGGUGGUGUCAGGUGGAAGCUCUUUGAACAACUUGAUUGAGCUGAAGACAAUCAACAUCAAUCCCACAGACACCACCGUCCUCCUGCUGAGUGACUGCACUGAGUAUCACAGGUACAUUGAGAUCGCAAUCAAGCAGUGCCGCAGCUCUGGUAUAGACUGCAAGAUUCACGGACUUGGCAUUGUGGGGCGCAUCAGAGCGGAGGAUGAAGACCUUGCCACGGUCCCUUUCCUGGCAACUGACAAUGAAGAAGAGGAUGAUGACAAAACCGCCACCGGGAGUCUUGCUCGAAAGAAGUCAUCAGGUCUGGAUUCAGCGGCCACCAUCAGGACCAAAGUGUUUGUGUGGGGUCUGAAUGAUAAGGAUCAACUGGGAGGACUAAAGGGUUCAAAGAUUAAGGUUCCUUCAUUCUCUGAAACCCUAUCUGGUCUCAAUGUGGUACAAGUGGCCGGUGGUUCAAAAAGCCUGUUUGCAGUGACAGUCGAAGGGAAGAUCUAUGCUUGUGGAGAGGCCACUAAUGGCAGGUUGGGCCUGGGUCUCUCCAGUGGGACCAUCCCCAUCCCCCGUCAGAUCACUGCGCUUAGUAACUACGUGGUAAAGAAGGUCGCUGUGCAUUCUGGAGGGCGCCACGCCAUGGCCCUGACUGUGGAUGGGAAGGUGUUCUCCUGGGGAGAGGGAGACGACGGAAAACUGGGACACUUCAGCAGAAUGAACUGUGACAAACCUCGGUUAAUUGAAGCCCUGAAAACCAAGCGCAUCCGUGACAUUGCCUGCGGCAGCUCUCACAGUGCGGCAAUCACCUCCAGUGGGGAGUUAUACAGCUGGGGUUUGGGGGAAUACGGCCGCCUUGGACAUGGUGACAACACUACCCAGCUGAGACCUAAACUGGUUAAAGUGCUUCUCGGACAUCGUGUUAUCCAGGUGGCUUGUGGGAGCAGGGAUGCCCAAACUCUAGCUCUUACUGAUGAAGGGUUGGUGUUCUCCUGGGGUGAUGGGGACUUUGGAAAGCUGGGUCGUGGAGGCAGCGAGGGCUGCAACAUCCCACAGAACAUAGAGAGGCUCAACGGACAGGGCGUCUGCCAAAUAGAAUGUGGAGCUCAGUUCUCCCUGGCUCUCACCAAAUCUGGAGUGGUGUGGACCUGGGGAAAAGGCGACUAUUUCCGAUUGGGCCACGGCACAGACGUCCAUGUACGGAAACCCCAGAUGGUGGAAGGACUGAGAGCCAAAAAGAUAGUCCAUGUUGCUGUUGGAGCACUGCAUUGCCUAGCUGUCACAGAAACUGGACAGGUGUAUGCGUGGGGUGACAAUGAUCACGGGCAGCAGGGGAACGGCACCACUACAGUCAACAGGAAGCCAACCCUGGUUCAGGGUCUGGAGGGACAGAAGAUCACCCGAGUGGCCUGUGGCUCCUCCCACAGCGUGUCCUGGACCACGGUAGACGUGACUACACCCUCUGUUCACGAGCCCGUCCUUUUCCAGACGGCCAGAGACUCCCUUGGAGCUUCUUAUUUGGGUGUCCAAUCAGACAUUGACUCAUCGGCGGUUAACAACAAGAUGAGCGGUCAGAGCAACGUGAAGUCCAAUCGACCUUCGUUGGCCAAGAUUCUUCUCAGUCUGGAUGGAAACCCGGCAAAACAGCAGGGUCUGUCUCAUGUGCUGUCCGCUCUGCAAAUCAUGUAUGCAAGGGAUGCAGUUGUUGAUGCUCUGAUGCCAGCCUGCAUGAUUAUGCCAUUGGAGUGUCCCUCCAGCUCACCUGUUCCCCCAUCAGACUCCUCGUCCUCAUCAAGUGUGAGUGAUGAUGAAGGUCCCCCAAUCCCGCCGGAUACUGAGGAUCGGAUCAGCCCCAAUCCCUGGCAGGACAAGAAGGGCGAGAAUCCUUCUUCAGAAGAUGCUGUCACCCCAUCAGCUGUGACUCCGUCUGCCUCUGGCGCCUCCUCACGUCCCUUCAUCCCUGUCACUGAUGAUCCAGGAGCAGCCAGCAUCAUAGCCGAGACCAUGACAAAGACUAAAGAGGACUCAGAGAGCCAGAGCAAAGUGGUCGGUCCAGAGCCUCAGUACCUGGACGAGUUCACCAGCCUUCUUGUGCCUGAUGACACGCGAGUAAUGGUGGACGUGCUCAAACUGGCUGUGUCAUGUCGCUCUGGAGAGAAGGGCAAAGAGGUGCUGUCUGCUGUCCUGUCUGGCAUGGGCACAGCUUAUCCACAGGUUGCUGACAUGCUGCUGGAGUUGUGCGUCACUGAGUUGGAGGACGUUGCCACGGAUUCACAGAGUGGCCGUCUGUCCUCCCAGCCAGUUGUUGUAGAGAGCAGCCACCCGUACACAGAUGACACCUCUACAAGUGGCACUGUGAAGAUCCCAGGCGCUGAGGGUCUAAGGAUAGAAUUUGACCGACAGUGUUCAACUGAGAGACGCCACGACCCACUGACAAUCAUGGAUGGAGCCAAUAGGAUUGUCUCUGUUAGAUCAGGUCGGGAGUGGUCUGACUGGUCCAGUGAGUUAAGGAUCCCUGGAGAUGAACUCAAGUGGAAAUUCACCAGUGAUGGCUCUGUCAAUGGCUGGGGCUGGCGCUUCACUGUCUAUCCCAUCAUGCCUGCUGCUGGUCCCAAAGACUUGCUGUCUGAUCGCUGCAUCCUGUCCUGCCCCUCCAUGGACUUGGUCACAUGUCUCCUGGACUUCAGGCUGAACUUCGCCUCCAACAGGAGCAUCGUGCCUCGUUUAGCUGCUUCACUUGCAGCUUGUGCCCAACUUAGUGCACUCGCUGCUGGACACAGGAUGUGGGCUCUGCAGAGACUACGGAAGCUCCUGACCACGGAGUAUGGCCAGUCCAUCAACAUAAACAGGCUGCUGGGAGACAGUGACGGCGAGGCCCGCUCUAUGACUUUCACAGGCAGUGCUCUGGCCGCUCUGGUGAAGGGUCUGCCUGAGGCUCUGCAGAGGCAGUAUGAGUAUGAGGACCCCAUCGUCAGGGGAGGGAAGCAGCUGCUUCAUAGUCCAUUUUUCAAGGUCUUGGUUGCACUUGCCUGUGAUCUUGAGCUUGACACUUUACCCUGCUGUGCUGAGACCCAUAAGUGGGCCUGGUUCCGCAGAUACUGCACUGCCUCUAGAGUGGCUGUGGCUCUAGACAAGAGGACCUCUCAACCAAGACCCUUCCUGGAUGAGGUUACAAAGAAAAUUCGUGAGCUUAUGGCCGAUCACGAGAGCAUGAACGGCCUCCAUGAGAGUCACGACUUGUUCAAGCGCGAGCACGAUGAGCAGCUUGUUCAGUGGAUGAACCGGCGACCAGAUGACUGGACCCUCUCAGCCGGGGGUAGCGGCACCAUCUAUGGCUGGGGCCACAACCACAGAGGGCAGCUUGGGGGCAUAGAGGGUGCGAAGGUCAAAGUACCCACUCCCACUGAAGCCCUCGCCACGCUGAGGCCAGUGCAGCUUAUUGGGGGGGAGCAGACUCUGUUUGCUGUCACUGCCGAUGGAAAGCUGUAUGCAACAGGAUAUGGAGCAGGGGGUAGACUGGGUAUUGGUGGCACGGAGUCUGUGUCCACCCCCACAUUACUGGAGUCCAUCCAACACGUGUUCAUCCGGAAGGUGGCUGUGAACUCUGGAGGGAAGCACUGCCUGGCGCUGUCCUCUGAGGGAGAAGUCUACUCAUGGGGAGAGGCUGAGGAUGGAAAACUUGGCCAUGGGAACAGAAGCCCCUGUGACCGUCCUCGUGUAAUUGAGUCCCUGAGGGGAGUUGAAGUGGUGGAUAUCGCUGCCGGUGGAGCACACAGCGCCUGUAUCACUACCAGCGGAGAGCUCUUUACGUGGGGCAAGGGUCGCUAUGGACGACUGGGCCACGGAGACAGUGAGGACCAGCUUAAACCAAAGCUGGUGGAUGCGCUGCAGGGUCACAGGGUCAUUGAUGUAGCCUGCGGUAGCGGGGACGCCCAGACACUGUGUCUAAGUGAUGAUGACAUGGUCUGGUCUUGGGGAGACGGGGACUAUGGCAAAUUGGGCCGAGGAGGCAGCGAUGGCUGCAAAAUCCCCAUGAAGAUUGACUCUCUCACCGGCCUUGGAGUCGUCAAAGUGGAAUGUGGCUCUCAGUUUUCUGUGGCUCUUACCAAGUCAGGGGCAGUGUACACAUGGGGGAAAGGGGACUAUCAUCGACUUGGCCAUGGCUCUGACGACCAUGUUCGACGGCCCAGACAGGUCCAGGGGCUACAAGGGAAGAAGGUCAUCGCCAUAGCUACUGGGUCAUUGCACUGUGUGUGCUGCACAGAGGAUGGAGAAGUGUAUACAUGGGGCGACAAUGAUGAGGGCCAACUUGGAGAUGGGACCACUAAUGCCAUCCAGAGGCCACGGCUGGUGGCAGCGCUGCAGGGCAAGAAAAUCAACAGGGUGGCCUGUGGCUCUGCUCACACCCUCGCCUGGUCCACAAGCAAGCCCACUAAUGCCGGGAAACUCCCUGCACAGGUACUCAGCUUACAUACCCACACUCGUUCCCGGAGCAAAGGGGGUCUUGCUGGUCCAGACGGAACUAAGUCUGUGUUUGGUCAGAUGUGUGCCAAGAUGAGCUCGUUCAGUCCAGACAGCCUGCUGCUUCCUCAUCGUGUCUGGAAGGUCAAAUUUGUUGGGGAGUCAGUGGAUGAUUGCGGCGGAGGCUACAGUGAGUCCAUCGCAGAAAUGUGUGAGGAGCUGCAGAACGCCCUGACUCCGCUGCUCAUUUGUCCACCCAACGGCCGCGACGAGUCAGGCGCCAACAGGGACUGUUUCCUGCUCAACCCCGCCGCCAAGUCCCCUCUUCACAUGAGCAUGUUCCGCUUCCUAGGAGUUCUCCUGGGUAUUGCAAUCAGGACUGGAAGUCCUCUCAGUCUGAAUCUGGCAGAGCCUGUAUGGAAACAGCUGGCAGGCAUGAACCUGACCAUUGCUGACCUCAGUGAGGUUGAUAAGGAUUUUAUCCCCGGCUUGAUGUACAUCCGGGACAACGAGGCCACGGCCGAGGAGUUUGAGGCCAUGACCCUGCCCUUCACCGUGCCCAAUGCCAGCGGCCAGGACAUCCAGCUCAGCUCCAAGUACUCCCACAUCACCCUGGAGAACCGUGCAGAAUAUGUGCGCCUGGCAAUUAACUACAGGCUCCAUGAGUUUGACGAGCAGGUGUCUGCAGUGCGCGAGGGCAUGGCUCGAGUGGUUCCUGUUCCCCUACUGUCUCUUUUCACCGGCUAUGAGCUGGAAACUAUGGUGUGUGGAAGCCCAGACAUCCCACUCCACCUGCUGAAGUCAGUGGCCACCUAUAAAGGGGUGGAGCCGACAUCACCACUCAUCCAGUGGUUCUGGGAGGUAAUGGAGUCCUUCUCCAACACAGAGAGGUCUCUGUUCCUGAGAUUUGUCUGGGGUCGCACACGUCUGCCUCGCACUAUUGCUGACUUCCGUGGGCGGGAUUUCGUUGUGCAGGUUCUGGAUAAGUACAACCCUCCUGACCACUUCCUGCCAGAGUCCUACACGUGUUUCUUCCUGCUCAAGCUGCCCAGGUACUCGUGUAAACAGGUGCUGGAGGAAAAACUAAAAUAUGCUAUCCACUUCUGCAAGUCCAUCGACACCGACGACUACGCCCGCAUCGCACUGUCCGGGGAGCCCGCCGCUGACGACAGCAGCGAAGACUCCGACAACGAGGAUGCCGACUCCUUUGCUUCUGACUCCACCCAGGACUAUUUAACUGGACACUGAACUCUGACCUCUGCAGGAGAACGAGUAGAAGACGAGCCGCCACAGAGAGACUGCGUUCAAGUCAACUAAUAACACACACACAUUCAUGUAGGCAUUCUACUAAGACACAAACGUCUGUGGGGGAAAAAUGUGCAAUGAGCUUUAAAAGCAUUAUAAGCUAAAGAGAGGAACAAACACAGGUUUGCUCUGAUUUAGUUUCUUUCAAAAAUAUUUGGGGUGAUCAGCUGCACAUGUGAUUGUUGUGUUACAUGGGAAUUAUGUAUGAUAUUACAGUUACACAGUUUAAAGAAGAAGAAAAAAAAGGCUCCAGCCUGGCACCGUGGUAGAUUUCUCCCUCUGGUUUAUGUGAAUUACCUGUCCCUAGUUUGUAUACAGAAAAUGAUGUGUGACAGAACAGUAGUAUUUCUUUUUAUUUCUUGGUAACAGCCAUGUUUCUUUGUUUAAGUAAAAGAAAAAAACAUUUUUAACUUGAAAAAGUCACUGUUUCUCACUCGGCUCACGUCAGUCGGAGCCCACUGAAGGGUCAUUUUAAGAUUCCUGUAUUUCCCCCUCCCCCCCACCAUUUUUGUGCACUGUCUCCUUAAAGAAUGUAUAUAAUAUAAUUGUGCCAUGUAUUCACAGAGGGUCUCAUUCCUGCAUAUUACAUGUUCAUACAUUUCUGUUAAUAAAUACAAAAGCAAAAAAGAUUAAAACCUGA